This is a messenger RNA of Linum trigynum, 2199 nucleotides long. The record is from the annotation of a GenBank genome assembly. Lineage: Eukaryota; Viridiplantae; Streptophyta; Magnoliopsida; Malpighiales; Linaceae.
GCUCAAAAGGAGGCAAUGGAAGAUGGGUCAACAUACCCGCAAUCGACCAACUCAGCACGAGGAAGAAGACGGCCAGCAGCAGCAAAACGUUACUGACUGAACUCUCCCAGAGCCUCCACAUGAGAUAUUUACAGAAGAUCAAACUUGUGAGCAAUCAACAGAGCAGAAGAAGCAAUCAAGCUCGUAGUCGUAGUAGUGGUGCUUCCCGCAAGAUCCCUGAGCUCCCCCGCCCCCUCCGUCGCCGCCUUGGCUCUCCUCCCAGCUUCGAUCGAAGUCUUCCCAAUCUCACGGCGAAGAAGAAGAAGAAGAAGAAGGUUUCAGAGUCCCCCGCGGCCGCGCUCAUUGGGUUCCGGAGACUAGUUUGAGCAUUUCCAAGUUAAAUCAGGCAGGUGAGUUCAUAAAUUUUGAAUCUUCUUUUGUUUGCGUUUUUUUGGGUUUGUUUCGAAGUUUCAGCAUUGGAUUCCAACUGGGUUUUUGCUAAUUAGAUCUGGGUUUUUGUUUGUUUGCCUUUUUUUUUUUUAUUCUUCUUAUCAGGGAUGAUGUCGACGACAGCGGUGGUUCUGAUGAUUGGUCUUAUGGGGAUGGUUUAUCAGGCCACUCAGCUUACUCCACCGCCGCAAAUUGAUCGGAAGGCAGAAGAACACGCUGACGAUUGCACGAGAAUCAGGCUUAGCGAUGGGAGGUACCUUGCUUUUAGGGAGAAAGGAGUUCCAAGAAACAACGCCAAAUACAAAAUUAUUCUUGUUCAUGGCUUUGGAAGCUCUAAAGAGAUGAACUUUCUGGCACCUCAAGAAUUGAUAGAUGAGUUGGGGAUCUGUUUCUUGCAAUAUGACCGAGCCGGCUAUGGAGAGAGUGAUCCUAACCCAAAGAGAUCAGUAAAGAGUGAAGCUUUGGACAUCGAAGAACUUGCAGACCAACUUGAGCUGGGAUCCAAGUUUUAUGUUAUUGGGGUCUCGAUGGGAUCGUAUCCAGUUUGGAGUUGCCUGAAAUACAUCCCUAACAGGCUAGCAGGUGCAGCACUCAUCGUCCCAGUUAUCAAUUACAAAUGGCGUUCCCUUCCUCAAAGUCUCAUAAGAGACGACUACCGUAGAAGGCUUGUACAGUUGACAUACUUAUUUUCAAGCUAUGCGCCUGGAUUGCUGCACUGGUGGGUUUCUCAGCAAUGGCUCCCUUCGAAUUCUGUCCUAGAGAGGAACCCGGUAUUCUUCAACCCUCAUGACAUUGAGAUCUUGAAGAAGAUACCAGGGUUCCCAAUGCUAAGCAAGGCUAAAUUGGCGGAGCGAGAAGUUUUCGACACUCUGCGCCAUGAUUUCCUGGUGGGUUUUGGAGACUGGGAAUUCGAUCCAACAGAGUUAGAGAACCCAUUUCCUUCAAACACAAGCAACAUUCAUAUCUGGCAAGGUUAUGAAGACAGGGUUGUCCCAUUUCAACUCCAGAGGUUCAUAUCGGGGAAGCUACCUUGGAUUCGAUACCACGAGGUUCCUGAAGGUGGCCAUCUAAUUGUGCACUACAAUGGGUUAGGAGAGGCUGUAUUGAAGUCACUUUUGACUGGGGAAGAACCUCUUACUCUAGACCAUGUAAAACCAUAGCUGAACCAGCCUUAAGGAGGAAUUUGUCAAAUUGAUAUCACUGCAUCAUAUGAUUUGUGUUGCUGGUAUAAUUAGAUUUGAGCUUCUUUAGGGGAUUGUAUAAAACAUUUGUCAUUUGAAAGGUGGAAAUGAAUAUAAAUUCUUUCAUUUACAUCUCAUAAAUGUUAAAAGGAAAAAAAACCUCUCUGGUAUACUGCAUAUGCCUGGUCUCCCAAAAUGGGGAAGUGGGGGCAUGAGAUGGAAAAACCAGAGUCAGAACGAACAUGACAACAUGUGCAUAUCUGCCACACUUCUGCAGAUGCCUCUCAAAGACGUACAAACCAGGCUAGAAAUGUUUUGGUAAGUGCCUCAAUUGAUUGAACAAGUAAUACUCAGCUCACUCUCAAAUGUUUUGGUAAGUGCCUCAAUUGAAUAUGUGCCGAGGGAUGGUGCACGCAUGCACACCUACCGUGAUCUGAACAAUGAUGUAAAGAAAAAGCUCCAAACUUGACCCCUGAAUUUCAGCAGAACAAGACAAGAACCCUAAAAAAUGUAAAAGAAGAAAGAAGAAAGAAACAGAGGACUUUCUGGUAGCACAAAGGAACAAAAACACUAAAGAUCAUGGAAAUGG